Messenger RNA from Cataglyphis hispanica, 5951 nucleotides. RefSeq names its product C-terminal-binding protein (gene CtBP). The record is from RefSeq and is a predicted model, not a curated record. The transcript is spliced from 8 exons. Lineage: Eukaryota; Metazoa; Arthropoda; Insecta; Hymenoptera; Formicidae. Bases 933 to 2504 code for a protein of 523 amino acids. Gene Ontology annotation, molecular function: transcription corepressor activity; oxidoreductase activity, acting on the CH-OH group of donors, NAD or NADP as acceptor; NAD binding.
CGCGCGCGAGUUACUCGGGCGGCCGGGGGCCGCCAUUUUCCUCCAGCAAGGGAGAGCAGUCCGGAGCGUAGGUAGCGGAGGUCUGUGCGCGUUACUAACGAAUCGGGUCGAAAAUAGUGAAUCGGGAGACGCGAGAGAGUUUCGUUCGCGUACACCGCGAAUCGUGUGCGAUCUACACGUACGUACGGUCGUACGGGAGACCGCAGUGCCAGUAUAUCCGCGCGACACUGUGCCGACUGGCGGCGAUCACCCGGUAGACGGACGCCGCCGCCGCCGCAUACCGUUGUGCAAAACUGAAGCAGAGAGAUAUAUCUCCGAAAAAGACUCGGGAAGACAAUAAACGAUAGGAGGAGCGAAGGGAAGAAGGAGAGAAAAGGAGAGAAGAUAGCGCGCGAGCGCGAAGGAAGGAGAGAGAAAGGGACAAGGAGCAGCAAGCAAGGUAGAGAGAGAGAGAGAGAGAGACACACAUACAUACACACACAGAGUUGAGACAGAAGCAGUGUGAAUUAGUUUGGUGAUCGCAUUGUGGUCGCGCAGUGAAAAUACUCGAUCAGCCAACUUCGGGUGUUACCGACGCCGAACGGGAUAACAAGAGGAGAGUGAGUCGCCUCCGACAGGAGACGGUGUUUAUUGAGCCGUGAUGCAUUGGAGAUUUGGCAGUUCUUGCUCGAAGAUCGACCAGAAGUCAGUGUUGCAAAAGCAGUUUGUGUGACAAAGCCGAAAAAACAAAGGGAGUGCUGAAACAUUGUACUAGUUGGACUAGAAGAGGCACCUCCGCUGCGAGUGUCUUGUUGAUAAAUAGAUACUGUCAUCUUCUACCGUUGUUGGAGGGAGAGUGGCAGGGGGAGGGCAGCGGUCGUAAUUUUUCUUUCUAGUGACACUGAGAGCGCACAGUGAAAACAAUAAAAAUAGGGGGGGCGGUCUGCUGACCGAUGGACAAACGGAAGAUGAUGCCCAAACGCCCUCGUAUGGAGAACUUGAGGGGUCCGAUCGCCAACGGACCGAUUCAGACACGACCACUGGUUGCACUUCUCGAUGGUCGCGAUUGCUCCAUUGAGAUGCCCAUUCUCAAGGAUGUUGCGACUGUUGCCUUUUGUGAUGCGCAGUCUACUUCAGAGAUACAUGAGAAGGUAUUAAAUGAAGCCGUAGGUGCACUGAUGUGGCACACGAUAAUUUUGACAAAGGAGGAUUUGGAAAAGUUCAAGACGCUGCGAAUUAUCGUUCGGAUUGGUUCCGGCGUGGAUAACAUCGAUGUUAAAGCAGCCGGCGAGCUCGGCAUUGCGGUGUGUAAUGUGCCUGGCUAUGGCGUUGAAGAAGUGGCCGAUACAACUCUUUGUCUUAUACUAAAUCUUUAUCGACGCACUUACUGGCUUGCGAAUAUGGUGCGCGAGGGAAAAAAGUUCACAGGACCAGAACAAGUGAGAGAAGCAGCAACUGGUUGCGCAAGGAUACGGGGUGACACACUAGGUAUUGUAGGCCUAGGUAGGAUCGGUUCUGCUGUUGCGUUGCGUGCCAAAGCUUUUGGCUUUACUGUCAUCUUCUAUGAUCCUUAUUUGCCAGACGGCAUCGAGAAAUCGUUAGGUCUCACCAGGGUUUACACAUUACAGGAUUUGCUAUUUCAAUCAGAUUGUGUAUCUCUACACUGUACCUUGAACGAACACAAUCACCAUCUAAUAAACGAAUAUACUAUCAAACAGAUGAGACCUGGAGCAUUUUUAGUCAAUACAGCGCGAGGUGGUCUGGUAGACGACGAUGCGCUUGCUGCAGCGCUCAAACAAGGUCGAAUUCGCGCGGCGGCGUUAGAUGUUCAUGAAAACGAGCCAUACAACGUCUUUCAGGGUCAGUCCGCGAAUCAGUGUCCAUUGAAAGAUGCGCCCAAUUUACUGUGCACCCCACAUGCCGCCUUCUAUAGUGAUGCAAGCUGCACCGAGUUACGCGAGAUGGCCGCGAGCGAGAUACGACGGGCGAUCGUCGGCCGCAUACCCGACUGCCUGCGCAACUGCGUGAACAAGGAAUACUUCCUUUCCUCGACUGGCAGUUACUCCGAGGGCAUCAACGGCGGAUACUAUGCGGGGGCGCUGCCGGUUCAACAGACAGCGCAUUCGACGACUCCUCACGAUACUGCGCCCCCACCCCCGGUGCCUGGUGCCGGCGGUGGCGGAGGUAGCGGCGGGGCCGGUGUUGGAGGGGGCGGGGGCAGCGGAAUCGGCGGGCCCAACUCCUCGUCCUCGUCUGCCGUAACGGUGACGGGGGCCGCGGGCGGCGGGGCCGGCGGCGCGGGAGGUGCGAGCAGCGGGCCCGCAGGGCCGCAGGGCCCCCCCGCUGCGGUCGGCGGCGGCGGACCCCCGUCUGCCGCGGGCGUGGUGGGUGCGGCCGCCGCCGGCGGGCCUGGCGGCGGCGGUCCCGCGGCCGGGGCCCCCACCGCCGGACUGCCCGGUCUACCACACAGCAUAGUGAGCGAGCCCGAUCCCCGGCCGAGCCCGCCCGCCCCGAGCCCCCGUUGACCUUGAAUAAUAUAAUAAUAACGACCCUCUGAUAACGUGAACGAACCACUCAGCCCUUCCCCCAUUAUCUACCUUUUAGCCCCCUUUUUCUGCCCCUUUAUACCCCCGCCCCCAAGUCACACACUAAACUCGAGCUGCAACUACUACAUCAGCACAGCACUACACCACCCUUAAUUUUAUCCCCUUGAUGAUUAGAUUGAAUCAGUUAAUAAGCUAACUGGAAGUAAUUGCUGUUACUUCUUCUCCAGCGAUGGGAAUAAUGAUGGCGAAAGAACGGCCGAUACGACUGCCCCAUAAAAUCUGUCCGCUCCACUUCUUCCGAGAAACUCUAGAGGGAGAUCUGUGCUUGAGAGAGAAUGACAUAAGAAGUAGACGAGAAGAACAGAGAGCAAGAAAGUAUGAAUGGGAGAAAUAGAUGAAUUUUAUUGAAUAUUAGUGCGCGCUCUGGUGUGUAUUAAAGGCUUGAAUAUAAAUUGCUACAUAAAGAUUCGUAGAUCAAUUGAUGUAGAGAUACAUACAUAAACUUUUGCGUAACGAGUUGUACAAAAAUGAUACAAGUUUAUACAUAACUUUACAUAAACUUUUGUAUACAAAUUGGAAUAAAGAUGUAUGUAUACAUAAGUCGUCAAAUUGGGUUAGAUGCUUUUUACCACAAGUUAUCAUAACAUUGACGGAAUAUACGUAGUUAUUAAUAUAACUUGACGAGAAAAAUAGGAUCUUCUAUUAUUAACAUUUUAUCAAAUUAUAAUUAAUAUUAUAUUAUAAUUAGUAAUUAUUCAUUACAAAUUAAUAAUCCAUUAAUGUUAAUAUAUUAAUAUAUUAAUAUAUUAAUAUUAAUAUUUUAAGACCGAUAAAAAUAUAUUUAUAUUAAUCUUUUUUUGCGAUAUACGAGAAAACUGUUUUGAAAUUACCAAUAAAUACAAAAUUGAAAUGAAAUUUUGACUAUCUUUUCUUCAUUUAUUAUUUUCAUAAUUGUAUAAAAUAAUGUCAUAAAGCAGCAGGAAAUCUUAAAAUUGAACAUAAAAUUAAAUAUUUUUCUAAUUAUUAAUUUAUAUUGCCAAAAAAUAUUUAUACAGUGUUCUCGUAAGGCUUAUAUGAAGUGUAUAAAUAUUUAGUAAAUUCUUAAAGAAUAAUUGAUUAUACACUUUAGAAAUUUCACUUUUAUAUUUCUAACAGCAAAGAUUAAUAUAUAUAUUGAAGUCAAAAUUAAAAAUGGAAUAUAUAUUGAUCAUGUUAUUGAUCAAGGCUCUUAUAUUCAUGCCUUUGCCUAGUUUAUAUAAGUUAGCAGGUUUUAAGGCAUCAGUGCGCACUAAUGCAUUCAAUCAAAUUGAUUAUAAAAAAAGAAAGAGUGAGAAAAAAAUAAAAGAAUGAUAGAAGCAAAAUGUGCGUGUGUAUAUGUGGGGGUAUGUGUGAAACAGAAAAGAAUGAGCGCGCGCGCGCGCUCGAGAAAGAGAGAAAAAGAAUAUGAACGUGAAAGUUGCAGUCUACUUGUGCAUAUAUGUGAUUUUCUGCUCGCAUUUUUACAUUUAUAGAGCCGCACGGAUGGAAUGCAUUUUGAUGUAAUUUUUGCGAUUAAACCAAAUACAGUUGGACAGAGCAUAAUGAUGACAGUAUAAUGAAGACAGUCGGUCUAUCUCGCGAUCUAUCUUCCAGUUUCUGGUAAUUUUAUACAACAUAGAUUUGUUUGGUUUAGCUGCGCUUUUUCUCGCACUUUUUUCCUUUUUACACAAGAAAUUUAGAAAAUAAUAUCUAAAUUUUACAAUAAAUAAAGUUUAAUCAGGUUCUAUAGAAAUACUAUUAAUUAAACAGAAGAGAGAUAAAUAUUAAGAUUUGCAAAUGUAUAUUCGAUACAACACAACACAAUGUAAAAUAUAUUGGGUUGAUUAAUAAAAAAGAAAAAAACUUUCCCAUAUACGCAAAUCUUGCUGAAAUCAUUAAAAAAAUUUUUUUUCUUUGUUGAUUCUAAAUAAAACAAUUCCUAUUUUUAUAUAACUCUGAAUAAGAUAAUUCUAUAUAAAACAUGUAAUAUAUUAAUAUCAAAUUUAAAAAAUUUUUAAAUCAAGAUAUUUUUUUAAAGCAAAAAUGAAUAAAUCUUUUUAUCAAUCUAAAAUAUCCAUGAUACACAUACACACAAAAGUGAAUAAUUAAUGAUUCUGUAUAAUUUAUUGAUUCUAUAGUAGUGAACAUAAUGAAAAUUUGAUGGAAAACAUAUUUUUUUAAAUAUAUAAUAUACAAUAAUAUAUAUGUAUGUACAUUCAACUGUACUAUCAUUAGUACACAUGUAUAAAGAAAUAUUUGUUUUUGUUAUAAUUUAAUUACAUUAAAUUAGUAAUUAAAUAUUUCUAUUUUCUAUUUCUUUUCAAAGAAAAGUAAAGCAGAAAAUAGUUUGCCAUUGAUAUAAUAAUAUCAGAUUGUGAUCAAGAGAAAAAGAUAAUUUACUUUUUGCUAAAUUUUAUUUUUUAAUUUUAUUUUUUUUUCUCAUAGUAGAAAGAAACAAAUCAAAUUUUUAAUCAACCUAAUAUAAUGCAUUUAUAUAUAUAAUUUGUGCGCGCAAGUUGAAUCAACUUGUAAUAAAUAUACUAAAAGAAAGUGAAUGAUGACAUAGUGCAGGAAAAGCGCGAUUGAAACGAACAUACAUGAAAGAAACUUAUUCAUGAAUGAAAGUCAUUGAUAUUUAGAUAAUGAUCUUUAGGAUCAUGAUCUUAAGAAUUAAUAAUAAUUAUAAUUGAAAGGGUUUAGUACGAAUGUUAAGCAAAUUAAGCAGUUCUUCCUUUUUUGUAAAACAAAAAAAAAGAAGGGCUUUAUUCACGAAAAUGAGUGUUGCAAAAAAUAUAAAGUAUUGUACGCGAUAUUAUGUUUAGUUUCAUUGCCGUAUAAAUUUGAUUAUUAUUAUAUGUAGUUGAUAUGUAUUAAUUACUUUCAUCAAGAUACGUCUUUUGAUUUUUAUCUUGUUAGAUAUUAAUGAGCGAUUCUCUUAAUUUCUUAAGCAAUUUCCUUAAUAUUUUUGAUUUAGGAAGAAAUAUCGCAACGUCCUAAUUUCUUAAAAUCGAUUCUUUUCAUUUUUUUGUCUUAUCCUUGAUUGUAUGUCGCGAUACGUCUUACACUAUAAUAUUCCUAUCAUUAUGUUUAUUUCGAAUAGUUGUGUAUCAUAUUGAAUAUUUUACAUCUCAGUAUAUUUGCUUAAUGAAUAAAAAAGAAACGAAAACAAAUUCUUUCCCUGCACAAUUAUUUACCCUAGUUUUAAUAAUUGAAGAGCGCUAAUUAUACAAAUAUUUCGAUAUUCUUACCGAGUCAUUAAAUUUGUCACACUGUAUUUGGAUUCGCACGUGUUGUUUUCGUUUUCAAUUUUUUGAUAAAUAAUUAUAUAACAAUAAUUAUAUAACGAUAAUUCUCUGUGAAAUAUCAAACGAUCCAGCGAUUUUUUAGAAAUAUAAUUUUUUUUUUUUU